AUGCUUUUCCCCCAGCUCACCUCGUCCUGGGCGGUGGUCGCUUUGACUUGCGCCUCCUCGGUGCGAGCACUGGCAUUCCCGAAGAGUUCCAUGAAGCAGCCAAGUCUUGACCCUUUCUACAAGGUGCCCUCCAACAUCAGCGCUUACAAAGUCGGCGAGAUCAUCCGAGAGCGUCCUGUCGAUACCAUUGCUGCUGGAGCAAAGAGCGCUUAUCAGAUCCUGUACCGCACCAAUACCGCCCUCGACAACGCAGACGCUACCGUCGCGACGGUCUGGGCACCUUCGAAACUGGCUCCUGGUCCUCCCAAGAUUGUCUCAUUCCAGGCACCAGAGGAUUCGGCUGCCUUUGACUGCGCACCUUCCUUUUCCGUCAUCAAAGACUCUCCUUCCAACUCUUCGGGCGACACCUUAGGCUUCUACAUCGACGCCAGCUUGUUCAACGGCUGGUACGUCGUGCAGCCAGACUUUGAAGGCUCUCUCUCUGCCUACAUCGUCGGCAAGAGCCAAGCAUACGGCGUUCUAGACGGUAUUCGGGCAAUCUUGAAGCACAAACCGACCAUUCCCGAUGCGACUGGCGCUCAAACCGUUCUAGCUGGCUACUCUGGCGGUGGCCACGCGUCAGCGUAUGCCGGACAAUACAAGCGUGCCUAUGCGCCAGAGCUCAACAUCAUUGGUAGCGCUUCUGGAGGCACGCCAGUCGAUCUCAAGCUGAUCCUGACCAACCUGAACAAGACUCCUUUUGCCGGGUACGCCAUCGCAGCGCUGGCGGCAUUCGUCAAGACUUUCCCCGACGUCAAUCAGUACCUGCGUUCCAUUCUCAAUGACCAAGGAAAGCAGGCCAUCGAAUUCCUGCAAUCUUACGCCUGCGUUCCUCAAGAACUUCUUCGCUUUGCUUUCGUCGAUUACUACACCUACUUGACUGUGCCCUAUGAGCAGGCUCUCGCUGAACCUAUCGUUGUCAAGGCUCUGGAAGAAAACUUCCUCGGCAAAGGUCCUGGCGCAGUAGUGACCGACUUUCCUCGAUACCUGUAUCACGGUAUCCUCGACGAGGUCAUCCCUCAAGCACCCGUUGCUCAAUACGUCAAGGACCAAUGCGCAGCUGGCUCCAAAGUGCGAUACCACACUGAUCUCAUCGCAGGCCACGUGCUCGAGGGUAUCGAGGGCUUCCUGCCCUCCUUCCAAUUCAUCAAAGACACCUUCGAUGGCAAGACGAAGAAUAUGGAGUGUAGCGAAGAGCACAACAUUGUCUCAUUCUUGCCAAAUCUCUACAACGACUACGCCACCAAAUUGGUCGGCAAGGCCGCCCUGAACAAAGUCAGAGCCUUGAAUGGGAAGACCAUCGCUGGUGAAAGCAUCCACUUCUAG
Messenger RNA from Ceraceosorus guamensis, 1365 nucleotides. RefSeq names its product LIP-domain-containing protein. The record is from RefSeq and is a predicted model, not a curated record. The transcript has 2 exons. Bases 1 to 1365 code for a protein of 454 amino acids. Gene Ontology annotation, molecular function: triacylglycerol lipase activity. Gene Ontology annotation, biological process: lipid catabolic process. Lineage: Eukaryota; Fungi; Basidiomycota; Exobasidiomycetes; Ceraceosorales; Ceraceosoraceae.